GCUGAGUUUAUCCUUUUCAAACUAUAACAUAUAAAAAAGAGUGCCUGCAUUUUUAGUCUUUUUUCUUUUCAGUUUUUACCCCACAAAUUAUAGAAGCAAAAACAAUGACUAUUAAAGUUGGUGAUAUCAUUCCUGACGCAACCUUACAAUACGUCCCUUUUGACCCUAAUGAGGAUAUCACGGCUUGUCCUCGACCCAUUGCUUUAAAGCUUCACGAUAAAUUGAAGGGCAAGAAGGCUGUUAUUUUUGCCAUUCCUGGCCCCUUCACUCCUGCUUGCUCAGAAACCCACGUUCCUGGGUUCAUUAACGCUCACGAAGCUCUCAAAUCAAAAGGCGUUUCUGACAUCAUUUGUAUCUCCGUUACUGAUGGUUUUGUCAUGAAUGCUUUUGCUAAGGCCUUCAAGGUUGGCGACAAGGUUAUCAUGGCUGGCGAUGGUAGUGCUGAAUUCUCUAAAGCAUUGGGUUUGACUCAAGACUUGACUAAGAAUGGUAUGGGUAUUCGCUCAAAAAGAUUCGCCAUCUUGGUAGAUGAUUUGGUUGUGAAAUAUGUUGGUGUUGAACAGGCACCUGGUGUUACUUCUUCUGGUGCUGAAGCUGUUUUAGCCAAACUUUAAGACUUUCCAAUUCGUUUCUUUUUUUUCCCAUUUAACCUUGUAAAUUUGUAUAUUAUGUAAGCGAAGAGAAUAAAAGAGGGUUGGACGUAUAUUGUGUAGUAGGGUGCGUCUUUCGAAAGUUGAUGUUCUCCAGUCUAAUGUCUGCCUUUGUGAUAACUGUCCACAAAAGAAAGAGGGGAACAAAUAGAUAUUGGAUCAACAAAUCCGAUUCAAAUAAGAAAAGAUACGUUCUUGAAAUAGUAGUCAACUUAAGCAACUACAAGCAACUCUCUCUUGCAGGAAGGAAACUACUUGAUUAGAACUUAC
Messenger RNA from Mycotypha africana, 920 nucleotides. RefSeq names its product Redoxin. Gene Ontology annotation, biological process: hydrogen peroxide catabolic process; cellular response to oxidative stress; cell redox homeostasis. The transcript has 6 exons. Bases 105 to 614 code for a protein of 169 amino acids. Lineage: Eukaryota; Fungi; Mucoromycota; Mucoromycetes; Mucorales; Mycotyphaceae. Gene Ontology annotation, cellular component: mitochondrion; peroxisome; cytoplasm. Gene Ontology annotation, molecular function: thioredoxin peroxidase activity. The record is from RefSeq and is a predicted model, not a curated record.